GGAUCAUAGGCUCCAUGUUUAUUGUGACUCCAGGUCAAAGCUCCCUCCAAACCCACUCUGGGAUCUGAGAGCUAAGCUGGGUUCUUCCCGGCCCUUGCAUCAACCCCCAGAAAGAUUCCCACGCCAGGAACGACUGUUGUCGAUGUGCGAACCAGGCUGCAGCUGCGUCCCAGGAGCAGAACCGAAGGGUCUGUGGGGAGCUGGACUGGAGCCUGCCUUGCUGUGCUGCAUCCUUCGGUAGAGAAUCAGCCCUGCCAAGAGAUCUCACAAAACUAACGGAUCUGAGGACAGUCUCCAGUGACCCUGAGGGCUCCGUCUCCGCAGCAGGAUCGGCCUCCACACACACGCCACCGCACUCCCACCAGGACACGACAGGCACCGGGCACACGUCCACCACAAUGGCAUUCCAGCCAGGAGCAGGGUCAGGGGGACGGCCGAGUGAACCCCGUGGGAAUCAGGACAAAGACAUGAAGGAUUUGUUUGACAGAUUCAUUACGACAGAUGAUGGUGGUUCCACUAUUUUGACCCUUCCCACGCCGUUCAUCUUCACUCUGCGUGAUGCCAAGCAGAAGAUCGUGCGCUUGCAGAGCAAAAAUCUUGUGGCCGAGGCCUCCAACUCGGACCCCGAGAAACUCAGCGUGGUGCCCAACCGGUUCAUAGAGGGCAAACAGAAUCCCAUCAUCCUGGGCGUCCAGGAAGGAAAAAGCUGCCUGUCAUGCGGAACAUCGGCCGAACCCAAGCUGCAGCUGGAGGAUAAGAAUAUCAUGGAAUUAUUUGAAAACAAGGAGCAAGCUGCUCGCUUCACUUUCCACAACAUUCCUGAAGGCAGCACCCACCGCUUCGAGUCGGCCGCCUACCCGGGCUGGUUUCUCUCCACCUCCCAGAAGAGCAGCGAGCCCAUCCGCAUCACCAACCGCAUAGGCGAGACGGAGAUCACUGAGUUCUAUUUUAAAAGGAUUCUGACCUAAUAGCCGCCUGCGAUGGGAAGACACUCGGGGUAUGCGAUGGAAGACGAAGGCCUCAGAGGUUCCCCCCUUCACUCCAAAUGAUAUUGCUUGCUUCUUUUUAGUCCUCGAAAUUAAAGUAUUGUCUGCUCUCCUUUUUCUGGGAGAUUCUCUGGUGACUCCAGAACUUGUGGCAUUAUGACACCACCGGCACCAAGGAAGCAAAUCCUGAGCAGUUGAGAGGGGAUGGGAUAUUUAGCCAGGCUGGUUUUUAUGGUCUUGGUUUUUAUUAACCUCCAGUUAACACAAACACUCAACACAUAGUUGGGAGCAAAGCCUUUGCUGUUAAAGAUCCAGCAAAAGGUCACAGCCAGGCCCUGCUACAAACUCAGAGCAGAGGAGGGCAGGGUGAGCCCCUGCUCUCAGAAUCUCUGUGCCAGCAUCACUAGGUACCCAUCCCAAAAGGAGCUCCAGCCCCUGCAUCAGGGUCAACCGUCAAGGGUCCUGUGACCCAGUCACAUGGGUUCAUGUAGGAUUGGGCAUUGUACUAACAAAUAUGUCCUAUGCAGCAUGUGGCCCCAAGGAAAUGCUGUGGUAGCAUUAGCGGUGCUCUUAGACCCAGGUCAGGAAAGCAGCUGUGGGCAAUAUAGCACUUAAAACACAUGCUUCAAAUUAGUGUGGCUCAUGUUCUUUCCUGACUCAGGGCCAUGGUGCAGGUUCUGAUCUCCUUAGAGAGCUCCCAAAUCCCAUUAGCCACCUUAUAGUGCUUGGAUGCUAUGAGUACGGAUCUAUUUCUGCAGGCACUUUACUCCUGGGUGCACUGCUGCCUAUGCUGGACAUGCUCAUUGCAGUCAGCGGAACGCCUCGCAGUAGGAAGCAGCAGAGGCAAGGUUAAGGUGUUAGCUGGACUGAAUCCUUAGAUAUCUCUCACCGGAUUUAUGCUCCCUCACAUAGAUUUCAAGGCCAGAAGAGACCAUUGUGAGAUCUUCUGUGUCACACAAGCCAGAGAGCUGCCCACAAUAAUCCCUAGAGCACAAUUGUUAGAAAAAAC
Molecule: messenger RNA, 1995 nt
Organism: Gopherus evgoodei (Goodes thornscrub tortoise)
Lineage: Eukaryota; Metazoa; Chordata; Testudines; Testudinidae
Product: interleukin-36 receptor antagonist protein-like
Exons: 8
Coding region: 399-968 (189 amino acids)
Biological process (GO): cellular response to lipopolysaccharide; inflammatory response to antigenic stimulus; cytokine-mediated signaling pathway
Molecular function (GO): cytokine activity; interleukin-1 receptor binding
Source: RefSeq, a predicted model, not a curated record